UAAGUCUUAAUCGGUGAGCUUCCUUGCAGCCGAGACCCCUCAUUAUUCCCACCCGGUGGUUUGGGAGACUCCCCUUGUUGCUCUGCUCGGUGGGAGCAUAAAUGUUCCCACUUCCCCAUGGGGUUGCCAUGAUCUUCGUUUCAGCAUCCUCGUUCCUCUCUCGAGCCUCAGCCGCAAUUGUGACUCUCCGUUGCUAAUGUCUAUCUCUCAUCCCCAAGAUUCGAUCUCUGUAUCAGAGUCGUCUGUCGACAAAUCAACUCCCACUUACAACUCCAAGAUGGGUGAGUCUGAAGCACACCAGGAAUAUGCCAGCGACACUCUGGUCCUGGCGCCGCCCGAAGAGCAGCUGGCCUGGAGCAAGGUCCGCAGCUGCUGCCAGGACGCUUUCUCCGAGUUCUUUGGCACCUUCAUCUUGAUCUUGUUUGGUGAUGGUGUAGUCGCCCAGGUUGUCUUGAGUAAGAACACCAAGGGCGACUAUCAGAGUAUCUCCUGGGGCUGGGGCUUGGGCGUGAUGCUCGGAGUCUACUGCGCAGGCAAAUCCGGUGGUCACAUCAACCCUGCCGUGACUCUCGCCAACUGCGUCUACCGCCGCCACCCAUGGCGCAAAUUCCCCAUCUACGCCGUCGCCCAGGUGCUCGGGGCGAUGGCGGGAGCCGCGGUCGUUUACGGCAACUACAAGUCCGCCAUCGACAUGUUCGAGGGUGGCCCGGGCAUCCGCACCGUCUCGGGGGAUACCGCUACUGCCGGAAUCUUCUGCACGUACCCUGCCGAGUUCAUGACUCGUACGGGCAUGUUCUUCUCCGAGUUCAUCGCCAGCACUAUCCUCCAGUUUGUCAUCUUCGCCCUCCUCGACAACGGCGCCGGGCAGCUGAUGCCACUCGCCCUGUUCUUCCUCAUCUUCGGCCUGGGCGCAUGCUUCGGAUGGGAGACUGGUUACGCCAUCAACCUCGCUCGCGACUUCGGCCCCCGGCUGGUGUCGUACAUGCUCGGUUACGGGACCGGGGUGUGGUCUGCUGGAGGGUAUUAUUUCUGGAUCCCCAUGGUUGCCCCAUUCCUUGGCUGCCUCUUUGGCGGCUUUCUGUACGACGUGUUCCUCUUCACGGGGGAGAGUCCGAUCAACACGCCAAUGCUUGGCCUCAAACGGUUCCUCCAACCGCGCCGGAGCGUGUGGUCAAACACAUACAAGCGGCCUCUGGACUCCAAGGUGUGAAGCGGUUAUUGUGGGGAAUGAGAAUUCUCAAGGGACUCGACUGCGUAUGACUACGCAUGCGUAGUAAGAGGGGGGUGGCGGACGAAUUAGAAGGCGCAGUUUGCAUGCGUGGUCAAUUAGCAUAGCACAAUUCUAGCUCUUGAUUUUUCCUCAUAAAA
Phialemonium atrogriseum is the source of this 1368-nucleotide messenger RNA. RefSeq names its product aquaporin-like protein. Lineage: Eukaryota; Fungi; Ascomycota; Sordariomycetes; Cephalothecales; Cephalothecaceae. The transcript has 3 exons. Gene Ontology annotation, molecular function: glycerol channel activity; water channel activity. Gene Ontology annotation, cellular component: plasma membrane. Gene Ontology annotation, biological process: glycerol transmembrane transport; water transport. The record is from RefSeq and is a predicted model, not a curated record. The coding region runs from base 197 to 1210 and encodes 337 amino acids.